AUGGCUCCAAAGGACAAAAAUCAACCAUCUGAGCCCAAAGUUCUUCUUGGAAGGCCCAAAAAUAACCUCAAGCUCGGAUUAGUUGGUCUUCCGAAUGUAGGAAAAUCAACUACUUUUAACCUAUUAUCCAAACAAUGUGUUCCUGCCGAAAACUUUCCAUUCUGUACAAUAAAUCCUCAUGAGGCGGUAGUUUCAGUUCCUGACGAUAGGUUUGACCAUCUCUGUAAGGUUUUUGCUCCUAAGAAGGAGAUUUCAGCAACUGUUACAAUUUUCGAUAUUGCAGGCCUUGUCAGGGGAGCUCACAAGGGUGAGGGUCUUGGAAACGCCUUUUUAUCACACAUUGAUGCUGUUGAUGGGAUUUUACAUGUGGUUCGUGCGUUUGAGGACGAUGAGAUAGUUCAUACUGACGGUGAGGUCAACCCGGUUAAUGACCUGGACACAAUUAACCAGGAGCUCAUUUUGAAGGACCUGGAUAAGUGUAACAAGGCUAUUUCUGAGGUUGACAAGGUUUACCAGCGUAACAUGAAGAUCAAGUCCAAAAAGGAAGAACUUGACACUUUAAUUAAAGUUAAGGAACAUUUAGAAAGUAAUAAAUGGAUUUCCCAAGGUAAUUGGAAAUCUAGUGAAGUUCCAUAUAUAAAUGAAUAUAAUUUUUUGACUGCCAAACCCAUUGUGUAUUUGGUGAACUUGUCUGAGAAUGACUUUGUGAGGCAAAAGAACAAGUGGCUUUCUAAGAUCGCUAAGUGGGUCCAAGAAAACAACCCAGGACCUAUCAUCCCUUAUAGUGCACAAUUCGAACAAUCACUGGAAGCUUUCCCUACUGAAGAAGCACUUAAAAGCUAUCUUAAAGAUAAGAAUAAUGCAGUAAGUAAGAUAGGAAAGAUCAUAACGAGCGGUUAUCACGAAUUACAGUUAAUACAUUAUUUUACCUGCGGUCCUGAUGAAGUUCGGUGUUGGACUAUAAGGAAUGGCACAAAAGCUCCUCAAGCUGCUGGUAUGUCCAACAUGAACAUAACCUUUAGGGGUUUUAUAUGCGCAGAAGUUUAUAAUUAUCAGGACAUUGUACAGUUUGGUACUGAGUCACGACUGGGCUUAUUAUUCUUUAUUAUGUUGGGGUUUAAUGUUGUUCAGGAACUGAAUCGGAAGUUAGAGCUAAUGGGAGAUAUUUGCAGAAGGGGUAAGUGCGUUGUAGUUAAUAUGAUUAGAAAGGACUACGUUGUCAAUGACGGGGAUAUCAUCUUCUUCAAGUUCAAUGUCACCGCCAGUAAAAAAUAA
Molecule: messenger RNA, 1275 nt
Organism: Theileria annulata
Lineage: Eukaryota; Apicomplexa; Aconoidasida; Piroplasmida; Theileriidae
Product: GTP-binding protein, putative
Exons: 10
Coding region: 1-1275 (424 amino acids)
Cellular component (GO): cytoplasm
Molecular function (GO): GTP binding; ATP hydrolysis activity; ATP binding
Source: RefSeq, a predicted model, not a curated record